Molecule: messenger RNA, 1051 nt
Organism: Tripterygium wilfordii
Lineage: Eukaryota; Viridiplantae; Streptophyta; Magnoliopsida; Celastrales; Celastraceae
Product: disease resistance protein RLM3-like
Exons: 3
Coding region: 1-981 (326 amino acids)
Biological process (GO): signal transduction
Source: RefSeq, a predicted model, not a curated record
AUGAGAGUAAGAUCCAACUUAACAAGUGAUACUGUUGGUGCUGCAACAUCAUCAACCAGAGUUGCCUCAAUCCUACAAGCAUUUCAAGAAUCUGUUUGCACAAAUGCUCUUCCAACGAUUGCGUUUUUCUCCAAACCAUGGAUCCGCGAUGUGUUCUUGAGCUUCACUACUGACAUCGGCAACAACUUCACCGCCCACCUCUUUUCUGCACUAAAAAAGACUGGUAUCAAUUCCUUGGGGAACGAUGGCGAGAACUAUGGAAGUGAUGACUUGGCGCUUGCAAUUCAAAAUUCAAGAAUUUCAAUCAUUGUUUUCUCCAAAAUCUAUGCUGCGUCAAAGUGGUGUCUUGAACAGCUAGUGAAGAUUAUGGAAUGUCGAAAGAGGGACAGGCAAUUGGUUCUGCCAAUAUUCUAUGAUGUGGAUCCUUCCGAUGUUCGGAAACAAAAUGGAGUUUAUGCAAAAGCUUUAGCUAAGUACGAACAACUUUUCGUGCCGGAGAAGAUGAUGGAGUGGAGGGCGGCAUUGACUGAUGCAGCCAAUUUAUCUGGAUGGGAUGUAAGGAAUACUGAUGGUUGCCUUUUCUCUCCAUCUAUAAUAAUAUCCUCUCAAUUUGUAAAUCCAUCAGCUCUUGCAAUGGCUGCGUUUUUCUCCAAACCAUGGAUCCAUGAUGUGUUCUUGAGCUUUAGUACCGACACCGGCAACAACUUCACCGCCCACCUCCUUUUUGUGCUAAAAAAGGCCGAUAUCAAUUUCUUGGGGAACGACAACGAGAACUGUGGAAGUGAUGACUUGGCGCUUGUAAUUCAAAAUUCAAGAAUUUCAAUCAUUGUUUUCUGCAAAAACUAUGCUGCAUCAAGGUGGUGUCUUGAACAGCUAGUGAAGAUCAUGGAAUGUCGACAGACGAUUAGGCGGUUGGUUCUGCCGAUAUUCUACGAUGUGGAUCCUUCUGAUGUUUGGAAACAAAAUGGGGUUUAUGCAUAAGCUUUUGCUAAGUACGAAGAGCUUUUCAUGCCGGAGAAGGUGAUGGAGUGGAGGGCGGCAUUGACUGAUG